AUGGAUUGUGAGGGCUCACCGGAUUACAAGGCUCUCUACUUCGAAGCCAAGACAGAACUGGACAGAGAGAGGGAAAGAACCAGGAAAGCAGAGGAACGCGCUGAUGAAUUGGAGGUGGAGAGGGAACGGUUAAGAGAGGAAUUGGAGGUGGAGAGGAAACGAUCGAGACGUACGACAUUUGGAGAACUCCUUCAGUACUGCCAUACCAUAUUUUCAGCACCCCUUAGAGUCGAAAAGCUCACUAGCUGCACAGAGGUAGAGACCCUGCAGCCCAAAGGAAAAUAUUGCCCCUUGAAGCUCGAGCUAUGGAAAAGCUGUGAUACCGAGCAAGAAAAGAUCUAUCGGGCUGUUCGUAUGUACCUUGAGCCGCCAGGAAGUGCUGCGUUCAGGCUCUUCACACCUCGUCUUGGUUUGGAAAGCAUGGGCGAACAUUUUGACAGGCCAAUAAGCAGUGAACGAGAUGUGGCAGCUCAUGGACAGUUUACCGUGGAGAGCCAAGUCCAGAAGAUUCUUGCGGAGCUC
This is a messenger RNA of Aspergillus vadensis CBS 113365, 522 nucleotides long. RefSeq lists its product as uncharacterized. Lineage: Eukaryota; Fungi; Ascomycota; Eurotiomycetes; Eurotiales; Aspergillaceae. The record is from RefSeq and is a predicted model, not a curated record. The transcript has 2 exons. The annotation marks the transcript as partial.